This is a messenger RNA of Colletes gigas, 2662 nucleotides long. RefSeq names its product sodium-coupled monocarboxylate transporter 1-like. The transcript is spliced from 16 exons. Lineage: Eukaryota; Metazoa; Arthropoda; Insecta; Hymenoptera; Colletidae. The coding region runs from base 510 to 2327 and encodes 605 amino acids. Gene Ontology annotation, molecular function: symporter activity. Gene Ontology annotation, cellular component: membrane. Gene Ontology annotation, biological process: transmembrane transport; sodium ion transport. The record is from RefSeq and is a predicted model, not a curated record.
GUUUUAAAAAUAAUCUGAUCGUGCACGGUCACCGUGUUGUAUUCGACGUUUUUCAUUGAUUAAUGAGUGAAUAAAAGAACAGUCUGCGUAUGUACUACGAUACAGAAAAAGUAGAACAUUUUUAUUGAAAACAACCAAGAGCAUUAUAAACGAAUCACUUUCUAGAAGUGAACUGCUUUCCGGACAGUAUCUGUUGAAACUACGAACUGCGAGGAAGGUGACUGUUAGAGAGGAAAUAAAGAGAAGCAAAAGGAACAGUGAUGUCGUAGAGUAUACGUAAUUGAAGAAAGUAUAUACCUUGUUUCUAUUCUCUUACCGAUCGUCGAUCAAGAUUAGCGUGAUCUUAGAGAAACAAUUAACAAUUAACAAUCGUAGCCGUGAUAUUCUUAUAUGGUGUUCGUGCAGAGAAGACAAAAAUUUUGAUGCAAAACGCGACUAGCAGUGGGCCACUCAUCGUUACUAAAUAUAAAGAAUCCUAUUUAUAAAACUGAACAUUUCUCGGAGUCAGAAUGGAGGAAAUGCCGGAGAGAGGAUACUUUCAUUGGGCAGAUUGGCUGGUGUUCGGGCUGAUGCUCGCCGUGUCAGCCGCCGCAGGAUUAUGGCAUUACAGAAAAGCGCAGAAGUCGAGCACGGAAGAUUAUCUCCUCGGUGGAACGGGCAUGAGUCUCUUCCCUGUGUCCGCUUCUCUCGUCGCCAGUUUCAUAUCUGGCGUAACGAUUCUUGGAACUCCGGCUGAAAUAUACAAUUAUGGGACUCAAUAUUGGAUCACCAUUAUUUCCAUAUUUUUCUCGGGACUAGUGGUGGCCACUAUCUACGCUCCUGUUUUCGUCACGCUGGGGCUUAAUUCUGUUUACGAGUAUUUAGAGAUAAGGUUCAAUCGCGGCGUAAGGAUCCUUAUAUCGCUGAUCUUCGUUAUUGAUGUGGUCCUCUAUCAAUCGAUCGUGGUUUACGUUCCAGCGUUAGCGUUAAAUCAAGUGAGCGGCAUCGAUGUACAUUUGAUCGGCGUCAUUGUGUGCUCCGUGUGCGUGUUCUACACCGUUCUGGGCGGCAUCAAAGCGGUAGUUUGGACGGAUGCGCUGCAGGUUGGAAUCAUGGUUUCCGGUGUUCUAACUGUCUGCAUUUUGGGCACCUAUAAGCUGGGCGCUGCAAAAAUAUGGAAGGAGGCAUUAGCAACCAAGAGAAUCGAGUUUCUGAACUUCGACCCAUCUCCUUACACGAGGCAUACAGUAUGGACGGUGUUAAUUGGUUCAUGGCUCUACAGCACCGCUUACAUUGCUGUGAAUCAAACCAUGGUACAGCGAUACAGAUCGUUGAAAGAUUUGGCAACAUCCAAACUAUCGUUAGCGAUAUUCACGAUCAGUAUUAUGUUGUUCAUUUCGUUGUGCUGCUGGUGCGGCCUUAUCCUUUUAGCUUGGUGGUCGCCACCGAAGUGCGACCCUAGAGCCCUUGGCCAGAUCACUGUCGACGAUCAAUUACUGCCUGCUUAUGUUAUGGAAGUCGCAGGACAUUUGCACGGAGUGCCAGGCCUUUUUGUCGCUGCGAUUUUUGGAGCUGCUCUUAGUACACUUUCCGUGGGUUUCAAUUCAACGUCCGUCGUUGUCUUGGAAGACUUCGUAAAGGGUUGCUUCGGUAUGAAACUGAGCGACCGAUGUUCCUUCAUCUUCGUGAAGAUUGUAGUUGUUUUCCUCGGGUCAACAGCAUUGGGACUGUUGUUCUUGGUUGAAAAGUUGGGAGGAGUUUUAGUCAUUACCGGAAGUCUGGCAGCAAUUGCUGCAGGUACUUCUUUUGGAGUGUUCACACUGGGUAUCCUCUUUCCAUGGACAAACUCUAAGGGUGCAUUUGUGGGUGCUAUUGUAGGAUUUGCGGUCGCUGGCUGGGCAAGUUUAGGUGCAAAUUGGUCUAUCGGUGCUGGGCUACUAGUCUCUAAGAAACUUCCGGUACCCCUUUCUCAUUGCCCAGCGAAUGUCUCCGAAAGUUUCCUGAAGCAGUUUGAGCAUCCUGACGAAGAAGAUAUAUUUCCGCUUUAUCGAUUAUCCUACCAUUGGUUCACCGGAUUGGGCACGAUAAUUGUAAUCGUCGUAGGUAGUCUCGUUAGUUGGUGCACUGGCCCCAUAGACCCUUCCUCUAUCGAUAAGAAAUUACUAUCGCCAAUAAUUCAUCCGUUUUUACCGAAACCAAAGUAUCAGAAUGGAGUUAAUGCGGCAACUGUAACUGGCCCUACUGACUUCCACGCAACGGCGAGUCUUUUAUUAGCUGAUUUGAAAAAGAAACGUAGAGAUCAAAAUUUUCCCAACGGCGUUACAACGCAGACCACGUUUAGAAGCUGAGUAUUCAUCAAACGUUUAAAACAACCGUGUUAAACAUUACCGUUACUGAUAUGACAUUUCCAUCCAUGAUUCCGCUCGAGAUUUUAAAUCUAUGAUGCGAUCACGAAGUUUUACUUCAACUCACCUCUUUUGCAGUAUUCACAUAGACACUAGAUAGACAAUAAUGAAGCGUUGCGAUCAACAGGAGUCUUAUAAAACGACCGAUAAGUCGUGACUCUACUUAGGUAAAUGCAUAAACAAAGGCAACUACGUCCUUGUAAGGUUCGCUGCUAAGGCAGUUGCUACAAAUAUUUGUGUGCUGUUUUAUAAUUUGUAGAAAUAAAUUUUUUAUAUCA